This is a messenger RNA of Cydia pomonella (codling moth), 2707 nucleotides long. RefSeq lists its product as uncharacterized. NCBI's taxonomy places the organism in Eukaryota, Metazoa, Arthropoda, Insecta, Lepidoptera, Tortricidae. The coding region runs from base 1173 to 1841 and encodes 222 amino acids. The transcript is spliced from 3 exons. The record is from RefSeq and is a predicted model, not a curated record.
CUGGGCCCUCUGUUAUUUAUAUUAUACAUUAAUCUAUGGUUUUAACAUAAAAUGAGUUGAUUAAAACCUGUGAAGAAGGGCAAAACUUUUAUACUUGAAAGCAUCAUAAGUAUCCCCAGGAAGAGGAUCACGAAGUGGGCCAUCAAAACAUAAUGAAACAUAAUUUUUUUCAUUGAAUUUGUAACGAUACAACGACGAAGAAAAUUAACCGAAUAAUAUAAAAUACACAGAUAAUUCUGACUAUUUUCAAUAAAGCAAAAGUCAAGUGUUUUUAACAUUAAAAACGAAAAGAUUACGCACAUUGGUAACUGUAUUAUAGUAAACAUUUUUAAAGAUAAUCUUUAUUUUGUUGAGCUCAUUAUUUGACAGCUCUCCAGUAGUUGCGAACGGUAAGCGGCGCUGCCACGUGCACGCUCCCAAUACCCCCGUUAGCAUUUGUCUUCAUUUUCAUAUUACUUAGCGAGUAUCGAGUAUGAGCGACCUGUUUCCCUCUCUUCAUAGCAUCCUCAGGAGAUGCUGGAGAUGUUGCAUGGGGACUGGAGGAGGAUCCAGGAAGACUUUAGCAUGUCGAUAACUGUAGCAAAUUAUUAUUAAAUAUAAAUUAUUAGUUUGUAUUUUGUACCAAGUAUCUAUUAGUUUUAUCUUCAAGUUUACAUUUUAUUUUCCAGAAAUUCGUCGUAGUUUAUUUUAUACUGUUUGCAGUAGCAGUAACACCGGUACCUAGGGUCUAAAAACGUCUGCGUGUUCGAACACCCUAGGAACUCGUGCGCGUGCCUGAUCAUAGUGGUCAUCUUAGAUGUGAUUUAGAUUUGAAACACUUUUCAAAGUAGUGUAGAGAAAGUAAUGCCUACAUGCUAGCUAGUACUGAUGUUAAUUUGUCAACACCGAGGAUCCCAAUACUCCCUGACAUCGUAAAUACCGUAUGAAAUUGUGAACUACAAAAUCUAAAAACCAAAUAUGCUGAUCAUACCUAUCGUAAGUACAUUCUUACUUGCCAAUACAUGUAUAGGUACCUAGUUGUUAGUUUCUUAUCAAUUAUUACUAAUAAACGUUCACAACAUGGGUAAUUAUUGUUUUAUAUUGCAACAGCAAAUAUAGCUACCUACUACCUAAUUAAAAAUAAUAACGAACCUCCGGUUAAUAAAAAUCUUUGUCAUUUUAUCAUGUAAGACAUGUUGACUAGUGACGCGCGAUUAAUCUGUUCGGCUUUUCUUUUAUUAUUCUUGCUGGAAGGCCACGAAUCAUGGAUGGGCCGCUAUAAAGAUAAGAGUCUUCUCAUAGAUAUAAGUCGAAUAUUAGUCUCUGAUCUCGUGCGUAAAGCAGAAACAGUAUGGGGUUUAAAAGACAACUUCGGGAAGUACAAAACUUUUGGCAUUGGAGAAAAAGUAUAUCUUAUACGCGUGAAAAUGGCACAAAUGAUUCGACUGUCUAUGCGAAGUCAACAAAAGUUUAGCACACGGACAACCACUCAGUUGAUACGGAAUUUGACAAAUCUUCAAAGAAUGUGCCAGGAACUCUUUCUUUUCAUGGAUGAGUUGUCAAAAUAUGAUAGUGAAAUAAUGACUCAGGACAAAAUAAGAAAUGUUUCGAGAAUCGCAAUUGGCGAAAGUUGCCAGGCGGCCGGGUCGAUGGCAAUACCACCAUCAGUGAUGGACAACUAUCGUCGCCAACUGGUCGAUGCCAGAAGACAACAUAUUGUAAACACAUAUCUGCAGAAGCCACUAAAACCUCCGAUCGACGUUGGGAAGGAAAUGAGUGAAUCUCUUAACACAAAACUCAGAGGACCCAACAUUCAACACCGAGAUGGUGAUUUUAUGGAUCUCGCGCCAGAUAUUAUGUAAAUCAGGUAGGUACCUAAGUAAUAUCACUGGUAAAUAAUAGUAUACAUACAUAUGAUUGCCUUCUUACAAUGCAUUUAACACUUUCGAUGCGGCAGCGCUAAACCCAAACGUACUGCCAGUGCAUUACGUUACGUGUCAUAUACCUACUUUCCGUCAAUGAUAUUAAUGCUGGACGGUUCCUCACUAAAAGAGUCCAAAAAUUCAAGUACUCAGGUCACUGGGUCACGGAGUUGCUAACUGAUGAUCUUGAGAUGGAAAGAGAGCACCUAGCGUUGGCAGUCCGCUGUAUAUGCUGGCCCGCCCGUCGUUUUGCACGAUGUAGUGAGAGCGUAAAAAGGCAUACUGCUAGUCAUUCUACUCGUGUACACUAUGGGUCAGUUACACCUAGAGGUAACGUAUUGCGAGUGCAAUAUAAUAAUGCGGUCAGGGUGCUGAUGGGUCUACCACGUUACUGCAGUGCGUCCGGCAUGUUCGCGGCGGCGGGCGUGCCGGGAUUCCACGCCAUCUUGCGCAGCAGAUCGGCCUCGCUAAUGAACCGUGUACGUGGUAGCACCAACAGCAUCCUGAGUGCGCUGGCUGAACGGGCGGACUGCCUGAUGACACGCCCCAGUGCGUGAAGAUAAUAAAAAUAUUAUCGUUGUAUCGACAAACUUUUUAUUAUCGUAAUUGUUCAUGCACGCAAACACAACAAAUAUUAUUCAUCCAUUUAAGUUCAGAUAGGUACUUAACAGAUAAUUAAUUCCCAAUUGAUAUAGAUAUCAAGGACUUGAAAUGUUCCAUCUAUAAAAUGUUGUAACGAAGCAGAUAUGUUAACAUUGCGCAGCACUGUCACUAUGGCCAACUAAAGCGCUGUGUACCUGCCAUUC